UCGGUCCAUGCGUCACAAUAAUAUCCUCCAAUAUCUUUCCACUCUUUAUUUUUGGCGCUACAAAGCAGUAAAGGAAAAGGGCCUUUUCUCUCUCUCUCUGUCGAUCUGAUCAGUCAGAGAUCAGAGAUCCUUACAAUUCCCACCUCACCCACUGUCUUCUGCCCCCUUUCUCUGAUUCCUUUUCCAGUGCUCCACCUCACUCUUACCCACGAAAUGUCCGACCGGAUCCCCUGAUCCGCUUUUCUUUCCCUCUUUUUCAGUCUCCCCCUCAUCAUAAUCCGCCAUUAGAACAAGCUCUGAAGCAGGCCGGAGAUUGAAGUGGAGGGAAAGGCCAGGGAUUGAAGCUCUGAGUCACAGAGGAUGGAAAAGGAGAAGGAAAGAGGGGAUCCGGCCUUUCAGCCAACGGCCUCUGUAAAGGGCCUACGCUUCGGAGGGCAGCUGAUGAUAAAGAACUUCAAAGUUCGCCGAGCUGCGCCUCUAGAAUUCAGCCGUUUGCUCUCUACAGCCGCUGAAUCGCAUCCUUUUCCUACCACGGCGGCCUUUAUUCCGACGAAUUUCUCCAUUCUUGCACAGCAUGCUUGGCGCACAUUAACCCUAGGUCUGGGAACGAAGAAAUCGAAGGUCGUUGUUUUCGUCUUCGAAUCGGAGCAGCUGAAAUCGAUGGUGGAGCGCGUGUGGCCGCUGGAGAUCUCGCUGGGGGAGGUUAACAAGAAGCUCAUCAGAGCCCUUCCGGGCUGUGAAAUGGCGCGAUUUAAGUUCAGAAAGGGUUGUAUUACCUUCUAUGUUUAUGCCGUUCGCCGCCAGGGCAGCAUUGGCUUUGCCAGGUCCGAGGAUUUAAAGCAUAUUUUGCAGAGCAUCGUGGCGCUCAACGAUUUUCUCGAUCACACCGCCAUGCUGGCUACCCCUCACCAGAGGUCCAUCUCGUACUCCAUGCCUAUGGCUGUUGCACAUUAAAUCUCUGGCUCCGAUCAUUAAUUAAAUUACAUUGUUCUGUUCUCUUUUGUUACUAUACCCUUUAUACCAUUUUUGUUAUCUUAUCUCCGAUCCAUGGUGUGUAGAUUUUUCAUUAACAUUCUCAGAGUUUUAGUUACUACCCAGUUUAGAUAUUGGUUUGUACUGAGAAGAAAUCAUACCAGUCGAGUCUCUCUUCAUCUGGCCUCUUCCUUUUUUUUUCAUUUUUCCCUCUGUACUGUAAAUACGCAGAAUUAUGUUUUCCUGUGAUAAAAUUUGAUAGAUGCCUUUCAUUA
This is a messenger RNA of Cryptomeria japonica (Japanese cedar), 1247 nucleotides long. RefSeq lists its product as uncharacterized. The transcript has a single exon. The coding region runs from base 361 to 954 and encodes 197 amino acids. The record is from RefSeq and is a predicted model, not a curated record. Lineage: Eukaryota; Viridiplantae; Streptophyta; Pinopsida; Cupressales; Cupressaceae.